Messenger RNA from Trichoderma atroviride IMI 206040, 743 nucleotides. RefSeq lists its product as uncharacterized. NCBI's taxonomy places the organism in Eukaryota, Fungi, Ascomycota, Sordariomycetes, Hypocreales, Hypocreaceae. Gene Ontology annotation, molecular function: DNA-binding transcription factor activity, RNA polymerase II-specific; zinc ion binding. Gene Ontology annotation, biological process: regulation of DNA-templated transcription. The record is from RefSeq and is a predicted model, not a curated record.
GUCAUUUUCAAAUCUUCGCAGUGCCCAGUCAUCGCUAGACAAAAUUGAGAUUCGACUAUUCUACAUCCUUACGACGAAAUCUUCAACAUUGAAUCUACCGUGGACAAGGCUUAGCAAUCAUGCGACUUCGAGGCAAGUCUUACUCCAGGGAAUAAAAGUACGAUUUACCCAAUGGAAAAAAGCUUUUGAUGACUUUUCUGAGCACGAAGCAAACAACAUGAAUGCAAGAGAUUUAAAGCUGCUGCUAUUGCUAGAAUUGCAUUAUCAGACAACAUCUCUUAUGCUUGAUCUCAAAGGUGAUAUCAGCCCUGUAUCAUCAUCCUCCGACGCACAAUGCACUAGAAUCAACGAGUUAUCGAAAAAUCUGAUCCUAGCAUCAUCUAAUCCCAAAUCGACGUUCUUAGUUGAUACAGGCGUAAUUGCUCCUCUGUAUUUUGCAGCUACAACCACGUCUUGCGUAUGUAUACGACAGCAAUCUCUAGACUUGCUUCGUUCUAUAAGCUGGAAAGAAGGACUUUGGGAUUCUAGAAUUGUUGUCCAAAUUGCGGAGCACUUAUCAGUGGUGGAGGAAUCUGGUUUAGUGAGAAUUGAUGUUUCUGGAGGAGUUCCAGAGCUUGCUGAUAUUUUUUCUGCUAGCGUAAGAUCCGGUACGCAGGUUUAGAUUGAAGGAUCCCAGUUAAGAGUGUGCAUGAGCAGCUAUGCAAGCAUCUAUGCAAUAACAUCUUCAUGCUAUCAUCAACAUC